UUGACGGUUUUUAUUACGACGUUCAAGACGUGGUUUGCGCUUAAAACUCUCAGCCCAUAAAAAAGACUGAUUUUUUUAUAUUUUAAGAGUGUUCGGAUCCAAUAAGGAAAUUCAACUUUUUUUCUAUUUGUAAAAAAGAAAAACUGUUGGAUUUUUCUUUUUUUUUCGUUAACGAAUAAAUAAUAACAAAAUAAACUUAAAUUUGGAUUAUAAAACCAUAAUAAAAAAUAUAAAUAGUCAUUAUGUCAGUUAGUAUAAAAAUAUUUACUAUACUUUUAGUGGUGGGGUCAAUAGCAACUGCACAAAAGGAAGAAUUCCAAUGUCCUUCACAAGUUGCAAAUGGCAAUUAUGCAGAUCCUGUUACUUGUCGUCGUUUCUAUCAGUGUGUUGAUGGUUACCCCUACCUAAAUCGUUGUCCCUCUGGUCUAUACUUUGAUGAUUUACAGAAAUACUGCACCUUCAAAGAUGAAGCCAAAUGUGGACCAUUAGCAACAACACCAGCUACAAUAACCGAAGCACCUGCUGAUAAAGCACAAAAGUGUAAUACCGAUGAAUGUCAACUGCCAUACUGUUACUGCUCAAAGGAUGGUACACAAAUUCCCGGUGGCUUAGAAGCUGAUAAGGUUCCCCAAAUUAUUAUGUUGACAUUUGAUGGUGCUGUCAAUUUGAAUAAUUAUGAUCAUUAUAAUAAAAUCUUCAAUGGUAAACGUAAAAAUCCCAAUGGUUGUAAUAUACGCGGUACAUUCUUUAUGUCACAUGAAUACAGCAACUACCAACAGAUCCAACAUCUUGGCUAUGCCGGUCAUGAAAUUGCCACUGAAAGUAUUUCACAACAACAGGGUCUUCAGGAUAAGGGUUACGAGGAAUGGGUUGGUGAAAUGAUUGGUAUGCGUGAAAUUUUACGUCAUUUUGCCAAUGUUUCUGUUAAUGAUGUUGUUGGUAUGCGUGCACCAUUUUUGAAACCUGGCCGUAAUACUCAAUACAAGGUUUUGGAAGAUUUCGGUUACAUUUAUGACAGUUCCAUCACUGUGCCCCCAGUACCAGUACCCGUCUGGCCCUAUACUUUGGACUACAAAAUCUCUCACGAAUGUAAGAGUGGUACAUGCCCCUCAAAAACUUUCCCCGGUGUUUGGGAAGUACCCCUUAACACUCACUACGUAGAAGGUUUCGAAGGUGGUCACUGUCCCUACUUGGAUCAGUGCGUCUUGCACAACUUGGAUGAAAAUGAAGUAUUCGAAUGGUUACAAGAAGAUUUCUCACGUUACUAUGAACAAAAUAAGGCUCCCUACAUGAUGCCAUUCCAUACAAAUUGGUUCCAAACUAAGCCCUUGGAAAAUGGUUUACACAAAUUCUUGGAUUGGGCUUUAGAACUUCCCGACGUCUAUGUCUUGACCAUCACCCAAAUGUUGCAAUACAUGACCGAUCCCAAGGAAUUGCGUGAAGUUAAUACUAUUGAAUCCUGGAAGUGUGAUAAGAGUGUAGCUGUUGCCCCUAAACCCUGCAACAUUUGGAAUACCUGUGCUUUGUCCUUCAAAAUUCCCGAACAAAAUAUUACCGAUACCCGUUACAUGGAGACAUGUCGCGAAUGUCCCAAUGUUUAUCCUUGGUUGGGUGAUGCUGCUGGUACUGGCAUUCAAGGACGUGAUAGUUAUAUCUUCUCAGGACCCGUACAAGAAGCCGAUGGUGAAAGUGUUGAUGAAAACUAAUCAUACACACUCGUACAUACUUUUCUUGUAAAUGUAAACAAGUAGAAGAUUUAUAUCCAAUGAGGCAUAUAUUUAUUUGCUGCAACACAAAAAAAAUUGUGCCAGGAUUAUAUUUUUUUUGUUAAACUAUUUUUUUUGUUUUAUUAUUUGCAAUACUAUCUUUCUACUGUUUUAUUUUUUUGUUUACCUUAAAGUUUUAAUUUUAAUUUUUGUUUAAACAUUUUUUUUAGUUUUGUGUCAAUUUUUAAUUUCUUGUGAAAAAGAUGUAAACUAGUUUUUAAGCAAGUAAAAAAAUGAAACUUAAAGUGUAAAAGUUAAAACAAAAAUUUCGUGUCAACUUUGUUAGUAAAUAAGUUAUCAAUAAAUUUUACUUUUUUAUAUAAAACACAAA
Molecule: messenger RNA, 2097 nt
Organism: Lucilia cuprina (Australian sheep blowfly)
Lineage: Eukaryota; Metazoa; Arthropoda; Insecta; Diptera; Calliphoridae
Gene: Cda4
Product: chitin deacetylase 1
Exons: 8
Coding region: 243-1706 (487 amino acids)
Biological process (GO): carbohydrate metabolic process
Cellular component (GO): extracellular region
Molecular function (GO): chitin binding
Source: RefSeq, a predicted model, not a curated record